AUGGCGGUAUUCGUAGAGCUUGAGGAUGACGAUCUCGAACCACCGCAACAUCCCAGUGGUGAUUUGCCCAUCUGGAAGUUGCACAACCUUGAUAUCGCCGGUAGUCGCCGUGAGCAGCCGCCAGCCGUGUCCAAAGACACACGCGACGAGGCACACGAGUUCGCCGUCCAGGAGUUCCACAACCGGAACGCUCUGACGGAAGCUUUGGGAUGCUACCCUAUCAUCAGCGCCAUCACGGCCAACAUUGAUCUGAACACUCUCGACAACUUAUCCCAGACCUGCCGCCAGGUCCGUGCCGACCUCCUCCAGUACCGCAAGCCGCUUCUGGCGACCACUCUCCGAUGCUGCAACGACGAUCUUCCCGUCGAUGGUGAGGAGACUCUGCGCUAUCGGGCCAGGGCUGGCAACUGGUUCUACAUGGAGGAGACCGGCCGGUCCGGUAACUACAAUGGCAAAGCUGGUGAGUGUGCACGAGAUAUGGUCUCGGAAUGCCGCCGCUGCGGCACAGUCGUUUGCAGAAACUGCGCCAUAAAGCCUCCCAUGCCUGUCGUACUGCGUGACCGACAUCGUAGGCUCUGCCGUGCCUGUGUCAAAGCUCCCAUUGGCGAACUGUGCAAGCCUCGUCUACCUCCCGAUGUCUCUAUUGACUCGGAUGACGUGCAACGGGCAGUCUGCAAGUGUGCCACGUCGGGUGUUUGGCUUUGCCAGCCCUGCGGUCGAAGCAUACGCGGCGCAGACUUUGACUACCAAGCAAUUUGGAAGUGGCGAAACCAGUAUGGUGAUCCGCACGGCAAUGUAGGCAUAGGCAUCGGCGAGGGAGAUCGCGGCGUCAUCUGCGGGCGUGAAGGAAGCUGCUGUGCCGCCAAAGAGCGUGAACAGGAGAUCGACUGCGACGCUGAGGACGCAAGAGGAGAGGGCUUCGUGCUCGGCUCCUCUCCCGCAACGCACUCGACUGUUGCUCCGCCUUGGAGCAGCGAGAGUAGUCUGCCAACAGCCCUGAAUGCGUCGUGGACCUUUAUGCCACCUAACGACACCGCCGAGAGGACGCCGUCCCCGGCCCUGGGCCCGGGGUACGCCCGGCAUGAGGUCGAGGGUAUUGGCGGAGUGAUCAAGAAGACCAUGGUCAAGAUGGUCAAGAUCGGAGCUUGUGUACCCGAGUACCGCGAAGAAAGGCAAAACAGUCUGCUCAUGCAGAGGGAGAUCCAGGGGCGGGUCAGGAGCUGGUGCGGGUGGUGCUGGAGGGUGAUACCCAGCAGGAAGGACCUCGACGGUGACGAUUGCGCGGCAUCUUCGGGUUCCAGCUCGUCAUCGGAAUCAUGA
This is a messenger RNA of Thyridium curvatum, 1320 nucleotides long. RefSeq lists its product as uncharacterized. The record is from RefSeq and is a predicted model, not a curated record. NCBI's taxonomy places the organism in Eukaryota, Fungi, Ascomycota, Sordariomycetes, Thyridiales, Thyridiaceae. The coding region runs from base 1 to 1320 and encodes 439 amino acids. The transcript has 4 exons.